Molecule: messenger RNA, 626 nt
Organism: Racocetra fulgida
Lineage: Eukaryota; Fungi; Glomeromycota; Glomeromycetes; Diversisporales; Gigasporaceae
Source: the annotation of a GenBank genome assembly
AAGAAGGGUUAGACCCAAAUAAAAUUUUAGACAUCGAUUUAGUUCAUAAAUAUUCCUUAGCGGAAAGCAAUGAUAACGAAUGUUAUGUUGAAAAUGGUGAACCUGCUGAACAUGAUUUUAAAAAUGACGAACCUACGGAACACAACGUUGAAAAUGACAAAUUUGCUGAACAUGGUGUUAAAAAUGAUGAACCUACGGAAUACGACGUUGAAAAUGACAAAUUUGCUGAACAUGAUGUUGAAAAUGACGAACCUACGGAACACGACGUUGAAAAUGACAAAUUUGCUGAACAUGAUGUUAAAACUGAUGAACCUACGGAACACGACGUUAAAAAUGAUGAACCUACGGAACACGACGUUAAAAAUGACGAACCUACGGAACACGACGUUAAAAAUGACGAACUUACGGAACACGACGUUAAAAAUGACGAACCUACGGAACACGACGUUGAAAAUGACAAAUUUGCUGAACAUGAUGUUAAAAAUGACGAAUCUGCUAAACUUGCUGAACAUGAUAUUGAAAAUGACGAACCUGCUGAACAUGAUAUUGAAAAUGACGAACCUGCUGAACAUGAUGUUGAAAAUGACGAAAAAAUUGAUGACAAAAAAAACAAUCAAACCUACUGA